GCCCAGGCCGGGGUCUCAGCCCCCAUAACGGCUCAUUUCCUCCCCACGGCCCCGCCCCCUCCCGUGACCCACGGCCUGGGUGGCCCUGACUGAGCCACCCGGGGGACUGGUCCGACGGCAUUCCGCCUCCCGGAUAAAACCCGAGGCCACCGUGGGGAACCCUACAACCUUGCCACCUGCCAGGCCUGUCCCAGCCGGCACAGCCCCCAGGUCCCGGCUGGGCCUGCAUCCCCGCCGGCCAUGGCGGUUUCUAGAAGCCUCCGAGCCCUGGCUGGGGGCUGUCUCGGGCUCUUCGCGUCUCUGCUGCUCCUGAUGUCCGCUGCUGCCCUCCAGGCCACAGGGAUCCCUGAGCCCCCCGCCUGUGGCAAGCGCCAGCAGCUGAACCGGAUCGUGGGCGGCCAGGACAGCGUGGACGCGGAGUGGCCGUGGGUCGUGAGCAUCCAGAGAAACGGCACCCACCACUGCGCGGGCUCCCUGCUCAGCAGCCGCUGGGUGGUCACCGCCGCCCACUGCUUCAAGGGCCAUCUGAGCAAGCUGUCCCUGUUCUCCGUGCUGCUGGGGGCCUGGCAGCUGGGGAACCCCGGCCCGCGGUCCCAGAAGGUGGGCGUGGCCUGGGCGCUGCCCCACCCCGUGUACUCCUGGAAGGAAGGGGCCCGAGCGGACAUCGCGCUGGUGCGCCUGGAGCGGCCCGUGCAGUUCUCCGAGCGAGUGCUGCCCAUCUGCUUGCCGGACUCCUCCGUGCACCUCCCCGCCGGCACCGACUGCUGGAUCGCAGGCUGGGGGAGCAUCCACGAAGGAGUGCCCCUGCCCCACCCGCAGACCCUGCAGAAGCUGAAGGUGCCCAUCAUCGACUCAGACGUCUGCAGCCGCCUGUACUGGCGGGGAGCCGGGCAGGGCGCCAUCACGGAGGACAUGCUGUGUGCAGGCUACCUGGAGGGGGAGAGGGACGCCUGCCUGGGUGACUCCGGGGGCCCCCUGAUGUGCCAGGUGGACGACGCCUGGCUGCUCGCCGGCAUCAUCAGCUGGGGAGAGGGCUGCGCGGAGCGCGACCGGCCGGGCGUCUACACCAGCCUCCCUGCCCACCGCUCCUGGGUGCAGAGGUUCGUGCAGCGGGCGCAGCUCCGCGGGCCCAGGGACUCGCCAGUCCGCGCUCGGCGGUAACCACUCCGUCCGCCUCCGGGGGCGCCCACGAGCCGGCUCGGAACCGUGUCGGGGCGGAGCCUUCGCCGGCCCCGCCCCUGGCUCCAGGCCCCGCCCCGAACCGGGCGGGCCUUUGUGUAUAUAGAUGUUUAUGAUUUUUAUAGUUAUUUGUAACCCUGCGCACAUAUCUUAUUUAUUCCUCCUAUUGCAAUAGAUUAUUUAUUC
Molecule: messenger RNA, 1365 nt
Organism: Oryctolagus cuniculus (rabbit)
Lineage: Eukaryota; Metazoa; Chordata; Mammalia; Lagomorpha; Leporidae
Gene: PRSS22
Product: serine protease 22
Biological process (GO): proteolysis
Molecular function (GO): serine-type endopeptidase activity
Source: RefSeq, a predicted model, not a curated record